Molecule: messenger RNA, 1338 nt
Organism: Camponotus floridanus (Florida carpenter ant)
Lineage: Eukaryota; Metazoa; Arthropoda; Insecta; Hymenoptera; Formicidae
Product: zinc finger protein 708
Exons: 5
Coding region: 214-1257 (347 amino acids)
Source: RefSeq, a predicted model, not a curated record
UGAUGUUCGAUAUCUAUAUGCAUCCGUUGAUCGACGAAUUUAAUCACUCACCGUCCGAGCUCCGCCUGGAUGUCAUAAUCGUCCUUGAACUCGACUCCUCGACGUACCGUCACAUCUCGAUAGGGGAAGCUGGGCUCGAUCUCUGAAAAUAAUCGUAAAUGCAACAAUAAUCUGUCGAAGAGCACUAUUUAAUACUCGACGAACAAUAUUAAAAUGGGUUACACAGCAGAUCAGGAUAAUGAUAGUAUAGCAUCUGAUCUUCAGAAUAAACAUGAUAUUUGUAUUGAAAAUGAACAGGACAAGAAGAAAUAUAAAUGUACUUAUGCCGAAUGUCAUGCUGUAUUCCUGCGACCUUCUAGAUUGCAAAGACACAUACGAUCGCAUACUGGAGAGAGACCUUAUAAAUGUGAUCAUCCAGAGUGUACAAAGUCAUAUACCAAUUCUAGUCAUUUGAAAAGACACUUGGAAACACAUAAUGCCGUAAAGAAAACAUAUAAAUGUCCACAAUGUUCAUUGUCAAUCAGUAAUCUUCAUAAUUUGAAACGUCAUUACAAGAAGAUGCAUAGCAAAGAUAAAAAAAUGGAUUGCAAAGAAUGUGGUGAAAAUUUCAAUAAGAAGAAUCAGUUAGCUGAACAUCAAACUAUACAUUUUGGACCCAUGACUUAUAAAUGUGAUAAAUGUGUCAAAAAUUUCACAAAUGUCAACAAAUUUAAACGGCAUAGAAAGGAACAUGAAAAGGAUCCCAAACGUUAUCUUUGUCCAGUAUCAGAAUGCUCAGAGGUGUUUGAUAAAUGGCUAUUACUGUGUGCACAUAGAAGAGCUAAACAUGUAACAAAUUAUAAAUGCAACAAUUGUGAUAAGGUUUUUCUGAGUAAAUUUAGAUUAAGAAUGCACUCCAAAAUACAUUCUGAGAAUAGAUUGGUUGUAUCAUGUCCAUAUGAUAAUUGUCAUAAGACUUAUUUAUUCAAAUCCAAUUUGGAGCAACAUAUAAGAAUCAAGCAUCUUGGAGAAAAAUUUUAUUGUGACGUAUGUUCUAUAGGUCUUACAUCAAAACAAAAGUUGAUAGAACAUAUUCAACGUCAUGAACCCAAGAAGGAAAAAAAGAAAUCAAAUAAAAUAGAAAGAAAGAAGAGAAAAGAUGCUGGUAUACCUAAGAAGAGUGUACUAUCUGGAUUAAUUGGAGUAAACUUGCCUUACAACUUAGAAAAGAUGGUGAUAGAACGAGAAACAAUGAUAACAAAUGAUAACAUAAAAUGAUCAUAUAUCGAAAAUAUCUAAUAAAUAUAUAGACAUUUAUUCCUGAACAUAUUAUAAUUUGUUGACAACUGACAAUUUGUU